CCCAAGCGCUGCACCAAAAAAGGCUUGUAUCCAUUAAGGAUCGUAUCGAUAGGGCUGAACGCUGGACGAGGCUCGUGCACACGCAUUGGUCUCGUGCGCUGGCGCGCACAGCAAAACCCAUAGCAGCAGCCAGCGAGAGCAAAGCCACAUAAGCAUCUCUUAAGCUCCACCUACGCGUCGCGCAUAGAUAAAGCAAUGGCCGCCAUGCCCCUGCAGCGGUCCCCGUCCAUGGCCGUCGACGAAAUCAGAUUAGCCUGCGCGGCCAUGUACGCGCCAAAUACAGACCCCGCCACUAGACAAAGGGCCGGCGAGUACCUCGAGCAGGCCUCGGCGGGAGACGACGCCUGGCCCGCCCUCCUGCAACUCGUGACGACGCCUCAAGAACAGGCGGCCACGAGGUUCUGGGCCGCGUCCGCUUUGUUUCGGAAAGCGCGACGGGAGCCCCCACCACCCGCGCUCCGGGCCCAGCUCGUCCAGCAGCUCGCGACCGCCCUGGCGAGCGACGUCCCGGGCGAGGUCGCCAAGCAGGUUUCCGUGGCCUGCGCGACAUUAGCUUUGCGCACGGCCGCCGAGGACCCUUCAGCGGUGGGCCAGUGCACGCGACUGGCGCUGGAGCUGUGUGGUCGAAGCACACACGGUCUAGGUUUACUGAAAGCGCUGGCGGACGAGGCGCCGAACGUCGACGCGGGCGCGCACCGGAUACGACCGCUCAGAGCUGAAUUGCAACGAGUCGCGCGCGCGGACGUCUUUCCUGCACUAUUACAAGCAACUGGUGUGGACGAGGUCCUCGCGGCCUGGCUCCAGCAUGGUUCCGAGAGCUCGCUCCAUGACCUGCUCGGCGGUGUGGACGCCCCGGCCUUUUCGAAAUUAACAUCCGUAAGGACCGCCGUCUCGACGUUGAUCGUCGCCGCGGAAGCGGGGGGCGGUCAAGUGUUAGACGACGCGUCAUUGCAAGCUUUAAGAGCUUUCUUGGGCCAAUGUCGACAAGAAAAUGACGCGGAGUGCCUCGCGGACAUUGCGAGACUCACGGCCGCCCUCGCGGCGAGCGAGCCGCACGGCCUGCAACUGGCGCAACACUUACCCGAGGUCUGGGACCUCGCCUUGACGUGCGUCGAGCACCCUUCUCGACGAAUAGGGGCCCAAGCACUGGACGCUUUUCUCGUGCUGCAAGACGUGCCCGUAGCGCAACGGCACCCCGCGUUGACGAGGGACGCCUUCUCCCGUUUACUAGUCUCCAUCACGCGGAGCUGUGCCAAUAGUACGGACGACGACGAGGACCCCGAGGACGCGCUGUUCCAGUUCCGGGCCGUCGCCGCGGAUGUUUUAGUUGCGACCUACUUCUUGCUAAGGGAGACCUAUAUGAGGACUAUUGCUGAUGAAAUGAAGAGUUCAUUGGUAGCGCUGACGGAAGGCGGCUCGCCCGAGAGAGCCGAGGCCGCUCUGUAUGUGCUGCGGGUGGCGAGAAGGGAGGUCUGCUCGGACCUGAAGAGCCGACCGGACGUCGCUGCUUCUGCGAGGGAGAGCGUCGGGGCCGUGCUCCAAUUCGCGGAGCAUCCCGCGUUCGGCGCUUUAUUUCAGUCGGGUCGAGGCUUCGUGUUGUGCGCCGGAGCCUGCGAUUUGCUGGGCGCCUUCGCGCCGGCUCUUUCCACGCAAGCCCCAAAUGCAGUAGCGUUCCUCAGCGGCGUGAUCACGCACUCGCAAAAUCGCGACCGGCGCGUCGCGUCGGCCGCGGGGCAAGCUCUCUGUCGGGUCUGCUCGUCUCAUUCAAAGGUCGUGUGGUCCGCCCCCGAUUCAUUAAGGGACGCUAUUACAGCCGUCUCCAUGACCGGAGACGAGUCGGCCUGUUCGGUGGUGGAGGGCGUCGCGCGCGCGGCGUCCCAUGUUUCUGUCGACGUCGCCUCAAAAACGUGCGCUCCACUCGUCGACGCCCUCAAGGUCUGCGUCGAGGCGGCCAUAAAUGCCGUGGACGUCGACGCGAAGGUGCGGGCCUUCAAGCGCGUCGUCCACGCGUUGCAAUUAUGUGACACAUGUGCAAGCUUCGCGCCGCCACAACUACGGCAGCAGCUCGCCGUACGACUCAUGCCGCUGCUGAGCGCGUGCCACGCGCCUCCGUUGGCCCUGGACGAGGUCGUCGUCGGUUCUGCAUUAAGGUGCCACGCGAGCGCCGCGCUGAAGGAGGACCCUUCGGUGGAGGACGCACAACAACUCGCAAAUGUCGCCUUAGUGUAUUGGGAGGCGCACGCCUGGGCGUCCUCAUUGGAAGCUCUGGCGAAGGUCGUCGACGCGUGCGCCUCGCGCGCCGACGGCGCCGCCUUGCUCUCGACCGUCGCGCAGCGCGUCGUCGCGGCCGCGGCGCGACACAACACACCUUCAUCAGAAAUGUUUUCCCUGCUCGUGCGGCUCUGCGCGCUGGCUCCGUCGACGUUGUCAGCGCCCUCGGAGUUUUGCGGCGCGCUCUGGGCGUUUUGCAUACGAUGCCUGGGCGCCGCCGACGCCGGCGGGUCCGCGGGCCGCGCCGCGGCGAACCUGCUGGGCGCCCUCGCGAAGCGGGCGACGCAGGACGAGGCCCACCGACAUCAGCUCGGGGCGCACGGCGCCGCGGCCUGCCGCGAGGCAAUCCGGGUCCUCGCCGGGCCCGCGCCGUCGCAGCUGAGGCCGGCGCUGAGCGAGUGCCUCCACGCCGUCGCCGCGGCGGCGCCGUCGUCGAACGCCGUGGCCUGGCUCGGCGACGCGCUCGGCGACGACGCGUUGUUCGACGCGAAGCUCCCCGUCGGCGAGCGGCGGCGCGUCCACGCGGCGCUGUGCGCCUUGGUCGCGCAAAAGCCGCGCUUCAAGGCGCUCGUCGUCGACCUCGCCAAGAUCUCGAACGGCGAGACGUCGCUCGACGCGAUCCUGGCGUACGAGAUCGCGCCGCAGUAG
Molecule: messenger RNA, 2919 nt
Organism: Pelagomonas calceolata
Lineage: Eukaryota; Pelagophyceae; Pelagomonadales; Pelagomonadaceae
Source: the annotation of a GenBank genome assembly